Molecule: messenger RNA, 1438 nt
Organism: Rhodotorula graminis WP1
Lineage: Eukaryota; Fungi; Basidiomycota; Microbotryomycetes; Sporidiobolales; Sporidiobolaceae
Exons: 4
Coding region: 107-1081 (324 amino acids)
Source: RefSeq, a predicted model, not a curated record
CAGCGUCUCUCUUUCGGCUCAGCCUCACCCUCGUCACUCUUUCAACAACCCACCCCAACCUCAGCCUUCCGCUCCCACCACCACCACCCCUCCUUCCUCAGCCAACAUGCACGCCACCCUCGCCCUCGCUUCCCUCGCCUCGCUCGCGUCCAUCGCGCUCGCCCAGAUCCCGUCGGGCUACGGUCGCUUCCCCUGCACCCUCGUCAACGGCGACGGCACGUUCUCGGCCGACCCGAACCAGUGCGCCGACGACGCCCUCAUCAACCCGGCUGGCGUCGCCGACGACACCGGCAUCCAGGGCUCGGCCGCCAACCCGACUGGCGCCAUGUGCACCCUCGAGGCCGAGACCGGCGCCUACUUCUGCGGCAUCGCCGGCGCCGAGUGCUCGUCGGACGCCAACUGCGACAACGGCACCUGCGACCUCGCCUCGGGCACUUGCCAGGGCGGCUUCCUCCAGGACUGCGGCGGCGACGACGCCAACUGCUCGGGCUACCUCUACUGCACGAACGCCGACCAGACCAACCCGGACCCGCUCGCGUGCGGUGAGGACGGCGUCUUCUGCCAGGACCCGUUCGCGGUUUCGGACGGCCAGAGCGCCGCCGAGAUUGCGGCCACCUACGACCAGUUCUGCUCGUCGGGCUACUGCUCGAACGUCGACGGCAACUGCGGUCAGCGCUUCACCCUCGGCCAGGACUGCUCGGCCGACGUCUUCGGCUGCGGCACCACCGACGCCGGCGUCCAGCUCACCUGCGUCGACAACGCCGGCGUCCAGACCUGCCAGGUCGAGGGUGCCUCGCCCGCCGCCCGCUCGCGCUCGCGCCGCGCCGCGCUCCACCGCCGCAACCUCUGCCCGGCCUCGCACACCGCCUGCGCCGUCGAGGGUGCCGCCAAGGGCUUCGAGUGCAUCGACGUCUCGUCCAACAUUGAGCAGUGCGGCGCCUGCGCGUCGGCCGGCGGCGUCGACUGCACCGCCAUCGAGGGCGUCGCCGCCGUCGGCUGCGUUGCCGGCACCUGCGAGAUCUGGUCGUGCGAGGACGGCUUCACCUUCGACGCCGCCACCGGCGCCUGCACCUCGGCCUAAACCCCCGAGCUCGCCUCGUCGUCGCCUCCCCUUCCCUUCUCCUCUCGGGCUCUCUCCUCGUCUCGUCACGUACCUAUCCUUCUCCCGCACCCACACAUUUUUCAUUUCCACUCCGUUCCCUCCAUCCUGAGUAACGACUCGUAACGAUCACGACCUUUCAUCCUUCCCUCCCCCUCCUUCCUCCCGCCGCAUUCGCUUUUCACCUUCUCCUCCCCACCUCGACCUGCUCGAGACUGGCGCUGAGCGUCGGGUUCUGUCUAGAUCGACUCCUCGUUCUCCUUUAGUCCCCUCGUCGUCUCUCCCUCUUGCCCUGGAACCCAGAAUGGAUGGAAAUGACUCGCUCUCGUUGCGCGCCUU